Molecule: messenger RNA, 1011 nt
Organism: Notothenia coriiceps (black rockcod)
Lineage: Eukaryota; Metazoa; Chordata; Actinopteri; Perciformes; Nototheniidae
Product: SEC14-like protein 1
Exons: 6
Biological process (GO): negative regulation of RIG-I signaling pathway
Cellular component (GO): cytoplasm; cytosol
Molecular function (GO): RIG-I binding
Source: RefSeq, a predicted model, not a curated record
GCUUAUGAACGCCGGUUCCCCACCUGUCACCUGAUCCCUAUGUUUGUGGCAAGUGACGUGGUGGAAGAGGAGACCAACGAGGACGGCUCCACCACCCGAGUGCAGCGCCGCUGCGCACUGGAUGUUGACGCCCCGCGCCUGCUCAAAAGGAUUGCGGGUGUGGACUAUGUGUACUUCAUCCAGAAUAACACUCUCAACCGCAAGGAGAGGACACUUCACAUCGAGUCCCAUAAUGACACCUUCUCCAACAGAGUCAUCAUCCAUGAGACCUGCUGCUAUUCGGUUCAUCCGGAGAAUGAUGCCUGGACGUGUUUCGAGCAGACCGCCAGCCUGGACAUCAAGUCCUUCUUCGGCUUUGAGAGCAACGUGGAAAAGAUUGCUAUGAAGCAGUAUGCCAGCAGUAUCAAAAAGGGAAAAGAAAUCAUCGAGUUCUACCUGAAGGAGCUUGAAGAUGAAGGGAUCACCCAGGUGCCCCGCUGGACUCCCUCCUCCCUCCCCCUACCUGUCUCCAGACCCACCAGCCUCUUCACCAGCCUACCUGCCCCCCCUAAACCCGCCAUCACCUUCCCCAUUUCUAUCCCACUGCCCAUCAACGCUAAGGACAGCAACUCUCAGGAUGACACGCAGGACAGCCGCACACUUCAGGCAGACGUCCUGACGGAGAUCCUGACGGGGACACCCGAAGAUAAGUUGGAUUCGGACUAUAUCAAACGUUACCUAGGCGACCUGACCCCUCUGCAGGAGAGCUGUCUGAUCAGACUUCGCAAAUGGCUGCAGGAGACGCAUAAGGGAAAGAUCCCUAAGGACGAGCACAUACUGCGCUUCUUGCGUGCCAGGGACUUCAACAUGGAUAAGGCACGGGAGUUCCUCUGCCAGUCGUUGACCUGGAGGAAGCAGCACCAGGUGGACUACCUGCUGGAGACCUGGAGCUCACCUCAGGUCCUCCAGGACUUCUACACCGGAGGCUGGCACCACCACGACAGAGGUAGGACCUAACGGAGGGCAUCAGUG